Messenger RNA from Striga asiatica, 744 nucleotides. NCBI's taxonomy places the organism in Eukaryota, Viridiplantae, Streptophyta, Magnoliopsida, Lamiales, Orobanchaceae. The record is from the annotation of a GenBank genome assembly.
AUGGCUGCUAUUGCUUUCCUUCCUCUUCCUUCAUGGGGUCACAGGCCAACAAAACAGAAGCAACAGGAAACAAACAAGCAAGCUACUAUGAAGAAUCUCAGGUCUCGGUUACCACCAUUCUUUCUCAGGACAACCUCGCUCCUAGCGAAAGAUCAAAGGCCAGGUGUGAAGCAACUUCACGAUCCAAUUCAUUCCCUAAAAUCUCCUGACACAAGGCGAACUAGAAUUGGCUUCUUUAUCCAGCGACAGGCUCCAAUCGAAAGGAACCGCGCGUACGCUAGAAAAGACAUGCUGAAGGAUCAGCUGACACUAGAUAAGAAAGGCUUUCGAUCGAAGCUCUCGAACCUGUUUCGAAGUUAUGGCAUUCCUAUCUACAUGCUUUCGACCCGUUCUGCCACUCUACUUCGGCUAGGCCUUUCUUCGACGGCUUGGGAAAAAAACUUCGGCGCAGAUGGUCUUCCUACUCCCUUCGGAUUGACCACUAUGGCUAGCUGGCUCUCUUUACUUUUAUUACUUAAACCGCUUACUGAAAGAUUGAUUGAAGACCUUCUUCACUGGGGAAUCACGAGUUGGGCUCGAACCAACAUCUCUUUUGCGACUUUCCGUUUAGUCGAUCAUGAUGGGAUGAUCCCGCUGCCCAGGAUCUCGGCACCCCUCCCACCUUUCGGUGAGAUAUUUUGCCUUUGCACAGUUAGAAAACAAAUAGAAUCAAAAAGGCCAUCAUUAAUGCGAACAAGGCAAUAG